Messenger RNA from Spea bombifrons (plains spadefoot toad), 2896 nucleotides. It is a transcript of the gene ZC3H11A, whose product is annotated as zinc finger CCCH-type containing 11A. The transcript is spliced from 19 exons. The record is from RefSeq and is a predicted model, not a curated record. Gene Ontology annotation, molecular function: metal ion binding. Lineage: Eukaryota; Metazoa; Chordata; Amphibia; Anura; Pelobatidae. The coding region runs from base 242 to 2611 and encodes 789 amino acids.
GUCAUGUUUGAGGCGGGCAUUGCGGAAGUCGGUGUGAGAAGAGGUAAAGGAAACUUCGGGCUACGAGAAGCUUGAAACCACAGACAUCGUGGGAGUCAUUCAGUGAGAAAGGAUUUGAAAUUGAGGACUGAGAGCUCCAUUGAAAUUAUAGAGCACAUUGAGGUGUACACAUCCUGAUCACCUCUGGCGAAAAAAAAAAAAAAAAAUACCCUAUCUGAUAUCUACAGAAAUCUUAGCGAACAUGUCCGGCCAGGGAGACGACUGUUACUUUUUCUUCUACUCCACCUGCACCAAGGGGGACAGCUGUCCGUUCCGCCACUGUGAGGCUGCAAUCGGAAGUGAAACUGUUUGUACUUUAUGGCAAGAAGGACGCUGUUAUCGUCAGGUCUGCAAAUUCCGGCACAUGGCUAUUGAUAAGAAACGAAGUGAAAUACCAUGCUACUGGGAAAAUCAGAUGUCCGGCUGCCAGAAAGCUAACUGUGCCUUUUAUCAUUACAAAGGGCGUUUUGUGGACGGGGCCUUUCUACCUCCCAGCAAGACCCUCAUGCCCAUGCCUGAACCCCCAGAGGCUGAACCCACAGUGUCUCAGUUACAAGUGGCACAAAACAAGAUUUCUGUGGCUCCCACACCACAGUUACGUGGGGUAAAAAAAAUGGAGGCAAAUGAAAAUGUUCCGAGCCCAACACAUCCGCCUGUGGUGAUCAAUGCUGCGGAUGAUGAUGAAGAUGAUGAUGACCAAUUUUCUGAAGAAGGAGAAGAUUUAAAAAAUUCCAGUCAGCAGCAUCUGUCACCUGGCAAUCAACAAGGUGUGCGUGGCAUCUCUACAAAAAAAGCAGCAACACCUAAGAAAGGUGACAGUUUGAAUUUUGGCAUUAAAACACUAGAGGAAAUAAAGUUAAAAAAACACAAAGUGAGGGAAUGUGCCCAAGAACAUGUAGCCGCCUCGGUUGCUCAAAACACGGGCCCCUCUGAUACUCAGGUUUCUGAAAUGGUUGUACCAAUAGUCCGAACUGUCACUUUCUCAAAAAAGAAAGACCCAUCCAAUGUACGUCUGAGUUUGUCCCAGAGAUUGGGGAAGCGUAAAUUAUCUGGACCCGAUAGCCCACUGGGAGAUCGUCUUCCUCCUGUGAAGAAAAAUCUCUCUGAGAGACUCGGAAAGAAGGUCAUGCCUGCUCAAAGUGGCCCCGAAAGUCUAUCAAAAAAAGUUCAGUUUCCCCGUUUUGUAAAGGAUCGGCUGGGGUUACCUGCAGAGCAGAACAGUGCAGAAACAGAGAGAGCUGCCAACCCAGCUGCUAAGUUCCAUAUUAAGACACUUGAAGAGAUUCGUCAAGAAAAAGCUAACAUUAAAAAGGACCACCCAGAUAAUCCCACAAAUGUAAAGCAGAGUUUGGCGCCCAGUCGCUCUCCUGUUCACGUUAAAACUUUUUCUGAAAUACAAGCAGAAAAGAGAAAGAGGCAACUUAAAGAGGAAAUCCAAAAGGUUGACAGAAAAACAGCUGGUGAUUGGUUAGAGGACACGUCGAAGGUUGGCCUUCAAGAGGAUGAAGCACAUAAAAGUUUAGAUGUACAUAAGACAAAACAAAAGCCAGACGUCCAGGAUAAAGUGAAGCAGAGCAUCAGAGCUCACAAGGAGAAGGCGCAGAUUAUCAGAGAUGAGAACACUAGCAACAGUGAGGAAAAAAAUCAAUCCACAAAAAUUUCACGGGUCCCAGUCAGUGUUAAGGAGAUAAAAGAAACAUCCAAGGCUGCCGAGGAAAUCAAAGUAAAAACCUUAGAAGAAAUCAGAAGAGAGAAAGCUCUUAGACUCCAACAAGGUGUAAAAUCACAAAAAGAAGAAAAUACUGUCAAAUCUACUCCAUCCAUCCACAGAAGAAUAUUACGCAUCUCAAAACCAGCUGAUACAAACCUUGACCAAAGAACAGAACCAAGAACCACUAAAACUCAAGAAAAAGAGCCUGUUAUGCCAUUGCCAGAAGAACAGCAGAGGGAGAAGAGUCCGGCAGAAAAAGUCGAUGUCGAAAUGCAUCCUAUAGACCAUUCAACUACGCCUCCCGUUGUCGAGAUGCCUACUGGUGAUGACUUGGUACAGUCCAGGAAACCCAAUUUAAAGACCCCCAAGAAAAAAAUAAAAGGAAAAGCAAAGGUUAAUGUGGAGCCGCUUAUGAUGAAAAAUCACUCGCCAGUCAAAAGUGCAGUGAAAAGGAAAGCACAAGAGAGCCUGUCAUUGGCUUCUGUGAGACCCCUGAGCACAACUAAUGGUGUACCUGUAACCGUAGAAGAAAAUACUAAUAAAGCCUCUAUACAACAGAUUGCGACAGACGCCUCACCUAGGGAAGAAUCCUCUGGCAGCAAGUUGUCACCCAAACAACAUAAAGAAAGUUUGGAUCUUCCUGUUCCGGAGGCGAGUUGCGCCACCACUCCACAAGUUGUAGGAAAAAUCCGCAGAGCCAGCAGCACUUCCACAGCCAAACCGUCACUGUCCGCAGAGGAUGAGUUUGACAGUCUCAUCUGGGAGAUCUCCGAUGGGAAAUUGGAGGCAGAAAUUGACCUGGACCCUGGCAAAGAUGAAGAUGACCUCUUAUUAGAAUUGUCAGAAAUGAUUGAUAGCUGAGCAGAAGCAGGGCAAAACAAGCAACACCCAAAACUAUUUUCUUCAGGGAUAACCUAGACUCAUCAGUGACUGACUCCCCACAAUAGGGGGCACUGUGAUUAUUGUUUUUAUCACCCUGUCACAACUCUGGGUGCAAACUCUCAUCUGCCAGAUCUUAUCCAACUGGCAUCCAGCACUUUUAUAGAACUGAUUAUGUGACCCCCCAACUCACUGGGAAAAUCUGUAUGCUUUCUGAUUGGAGCUGUCAUUCUUACAACCCAUAAACUGAAAUAUUGAUGUUAUAUA